Messenger RNA from Cydia amplana, 720 nucleotides. RefSeq lists its product as uncharacterized. The record is from RefSeq and is a predicted model, not a curated record. Gene Ontology annotation, molecular function: copper ion binding. The transcript has a single exon. Gene Ontology annotation, biological process: superoxide metabolic process. Bases 59 to 670 code for a protein of 203 amino acids. Lineage: Eukaryota; Metazoa; Arthropoda; Insecta; Lepidoptera; Tortricidae.
AUUUGAUGAUCGCUAUUCAAUAAUUUUUCGACAGUAUCGGUUGUACUUCUCUACCACAAUGUUGUCUCGCGCAGGUUUAUAUGUAACUUUAAUUGCUUUGUUGGCAACUGCAAUAAGUUGCGAAAGGGUAGCUAUAGCUCAUUUGGUCGCUAAUGAGGUAUCCGGGAGUAUAACGUUCACGGAGACCGAUGACGGUCUCCGAGUAACGGGCAGCAUCACGGGACUGCCGGCGGGCGAGUACGGAUUUCAUAUUCACGAGCUGGGUGACGUAACGACAUGCCUUACUACUGGAGCACACUUCAACCCUGACGAAGUAAAUCACGGCGGUAGAGACCACGACGUCAGACACGUCGGAGACUUCGGGAACGUGCAGUUUGUGGAAGCAAACGGAAACGGUGUAUCGACGGUUGAUUUCACGGAUCACAUGGCUACGCUUCGGGGUCGAAAUAACAUCCUCGGACGCGCGUUAGUGCUGCACGAGGGGACUGACGAUCUAGGAUUGGGCGGGCACGAGGACUCGCUGACGACGGGCAACGCCGGCGCGCGCGUGGCUUGCGGCGUCAUCGGCAUUGUGUCCCCUGGCGAACCGUGGGACAACUCCGCUGCGACUACAGCACCCUCGCUGUUGUUGAUGCUUGUGGCAUUCUUGUACUUUUUCAUCAAGUUCUAAAGUGUUGAAAUAAUUUAAACCCACAGAUCUUAUCGUAGCACGUACGAAAU